UGUUUAAAUUCGUAAUAAAAUACUAACAAAAUGUCGAGAUCACUCUGAUUUCGGUGACGGUAAUUAGCAACACUCUCCGAGUUCUCGAUCCAAAUUGAGAUCCCGGAGACUCAUCUCAUCUCUGAAUCACACAGAGAAGGCCAUGGCGGGGUUACUAGCAUGGGCAGCGGACGUGGUGGGCGGCGGAGGAGGAUCAGGAGGAGAGGAGGAGUCGAUCCCUUUGGUGCUGUCGGAACAGCAGAGCAAGUACGUUCAGGAGCUCGACCACAAAGCAACCUCCCUACGCCGUUCGAUUCAAGAUCUCCGGCAAAGACUGCCGCCUCAGGACAUAUCUCAGAGCCUCCCUCACCUCCACGCUCACUCCCUCGCCUCCAACGCCGCCCUUGCCCUCCAGUUGAACUCCCACUCUGCCACCCGCCAACAGGCCCAACUUAGAGAGGUGACACUAAAGGAAGAAAAUGCUGCUUACGAGAAGGCUAUAUUAAAUUGCGAAAAUAAAAUAAAGGAGAAAAUUCAAGAGGCAGAUUCAUUACGUAUGAAAUUAGAGGAGAUGGAUGAAAUAGAGAAGACACUGAAAGCUGAACUGGAACAUAUGCAAGUGCAGGCUUCAGUUGAUGCCAACAAAUCAUGGAGAUCUGAUGGAUUGAAGGAAGAGAUGAAUCCUAAAGCAGACGAUGCAGAUGCAUCAAAAUCAGCUAUACAAGAAAAAUUGGAAAACAAGAAGAAAGAACUGAGUUCAAUGGAGGUUACUGUACAAGAGUUGGAGAACAAAUGGGCUGAAAUGCAGGAAUAUGCACUUAAGCAACCUUCCCCAGCUCAAAGAGAGAAGGCUUUGGAUAAGCAGCUUCAUGGUCUAAUAGAGCAACUUGCUGUUAAACAGGCACAAGCUGAGGGCCUGCUUGGUGAAAUUCAUCUGAAAGAGAUGGAGCUGGAAAGAUUAAAUGGACUAUGGCGACAAACUGAGAGCAGCAAUUCAGAGGCUAAUGCUGCCCGGAAUCGUUUUAGUAAAAGCUACUCCGAGAAGGGACAUAGUUUGUCGGAUUACGAUGGUAGCCAGAGGCUUCCUUACCAUUCUGCUGGCAGAACUGAAAGCCUGCAAAGGCUUAUGCUACUCAGCACGAUUGAACCCUUCUUUGUACUCAUCAAAUAUGUUGUCUAUAAAAAAGAAAUGUUGUGCAGAAUUUAACUUAUAUUCAUUCUUUGAAGUUUUGAUCAGAUUAUGUUAUGGUUGUAACUGAAAGAUGAGACAUGAGAGUAUAGGAAAAUAGAGCUCAUUACAAGGAUACUCACUUUCUAGGAUUCAAAUUCUGCAAUAUGAUAUGGUAUAGCUGUGGUAAUUGAGUUAGUUUGGUUUCACUGUUUCAAAAACGUGGCAUCUGAAAAAGAAACACCAAGUGAUUGUCAUUUUUAUUGAAAUGGCUAAUGUAAUCAGGAUUUCAUAAUAUUCAGAGAU
This is a messenger RNA of Arachis stenosperma, 1453 nucleotides long. RefSeq lists its product as uncharacterized. Bases 143 to 1186 code for a protein of 347 amino acids. The record is from RefSeq and is a predicted model, not a curated record. NCBI's taxonomy places the organism in Eukaryota, Viridiplantae, Streptophyta, Magnoliopsida, Fabales, Fabaceae. The transcript is spliced from 7 exons.